Molecule: messenger RNA, 6429 nt
Organism: Melospiza georgiana
Lineage: Eukaryota; Metazoa; Chordata; Aves; Passeriformes; Passerellidae
Product: putative N-acetylated-alpha-linked acidic dipeptidase
Exons: 19
Coding region: 34-2289 (751 amino acids)
Molecular function (GO): carboxypeptidase activity
Source: RefSeq, a predicted model, not a curated record
ACUGCGGGCGGCGAGGCAGCCGGGCCGGCAGCCAUGUGGACGUCGCUCGGUGCCCGCUCGGAGUCGGCCGGCCCCAGGGCAGCCAGCGGCCGCCUCUGGGCUGUCGUCCUGGGAGCCGCGGCGGGUUUCUUCCUCCUCGGGUUCCUCAUCGGCUGGUUUGCAAAACCUACAGAUAAGAAGACAUCUCUGAGUACUCAUGAGGACAUGAGGACAGCAUUUAUGGCGGAAAUGAAAGCGGAAAACAUCAAGCAGUUUCUUUACAAUUUUACACGGCUUCCUCACCUAGCAGGAACAAAGGAAAAUAUGCAUCUGGCACAGCAAAUCCAAGCUGAGUGGAAGAAAUUUGGUUUGGAUUCAGUUCAGUUGGUUCAUUAUGAUGUCUUACUCUCUUACCCCAACGACACUAAGCCCAACUACAUCUCAAUAAUCGAUGAGCAUGGCAAUGAGGUUUUCAACACAUCAUUGUCUGAGCCUCCUCCUCCAGGAUAUGAGGCUGUUGCAGAUGUGGUGCCACCCUACAAUGCCUUUUCAGCCCAAGGAGUGCCUGAGGGUGAGUUGGUGUAUGUGAAUUAUGGCCGCACCGAGGACUUCUUUACGUUACAACGUGACAUGGGAAUUAACUGCACAGGAAAGAUUGUUAUUGCCAGAUAUGGGAAGAUCUUCAGAGGAAACAAGGUGAAGAAUGCUGAAUUGGCAGGUGCCAAGGGAAUUAUUCUGUACUCUGACCCUGCUGACUACUGUGCACCUGGAGUAGAUCCUUAUCCAAACGGCUGGGACCUUCCAGGUGGAGGAGCCCAGCGUGGGAAUGUAUUAAACCUGAAUGGAGCAGGGGAUCCUCUGACUCCAGGUUAUCCUGCAAAAGAAUACAUGCACCGAUUAGACAAAAGCAGUGGUGUAGGUCUCCCAAAAAUUCCAGUUCAUCCUAUUGGCUAUCAUGAUGCAGAAUCAUUACUGCGUAAUAUGGGAGGACCUGCACCACCUCACAGUAGCUGGAAAGGAAAUUUGAAUGUAUCUUACAACGUUGGUCCUGGAUUUACAGAAGAUCAUUCUUCAAGAAAGGUGAAAAUGCACAUUCAUAGCAACAAUGAAGUAAGAAGGAUUUACAAUGUGAUUGGUACCAUCAGAGGCACAGUGGAACCAGACAGAUAUGUCAUCCUGGGAGGCCACCGUGACUCAUGGGUAUUUGGUGGCAUUGAUCCUCAGAGUGGGGCAGCUGUGGUUCACGAGAUUGUGAGGAGCUUUGGAAAACUGAAAAAUGAAGGAUGGAGACCAAGGAGAACAGUGAUAUUUGCAAGCUGGGAUGCAGAGGAAUUUGGCUUGUUAGGAUCAACAGAGUGGGCUGAGGAAAAUGCCAAAGUAUUGCAAGCACGGGGAGUGGCUUAUAUCAAUGCAGAUUCUUCUGUUGAAGGAAACUACACACUGCGAGUGGAUUGCACACCACUGAUGUACAGCCUGGUUUAUAGUCUGACUAAAAAGAUACCAAGUCCUGAUAAGGGAUUUGAAGGAAAAUCUCUUUAUGAGAGCUGGUAUAAAAAAAAUCCAUCAAGUGAAUAUAAAGAGGUCCCCAGAAUAAAUAAACUGGGUUCUGGCAAUGACUUUGAAGCAUUUUUUCAACGUCUUGGCAUUGCUUCAGGCAGAGCACGUUACAGUAAAAAUUGGAAUGUGGAAAAAUACAGCAGCUAUCCAGUUUACCACAGUGUCUAUGAAACCUAUGAAAUUGUGGAACAGUUUUAUGAUCCCACUUUCAAGAAUCAUCUGACAGUAGCUCAGGUACGGGGAGGGCUGGUGUUCGAAUUGGCCAACUCUGUUGUGCUUCCCUUUGACUGUAGAGAUUAUGCAUCAGCUGUGAGCAACUAUGCUCGCAUCAUCUAUAAUUUGUCAAGGAAUCAUGAAGAGGAGCUGGCAACAUACAGUGUAUCCUUUGAUGCUCUGUUUUCAGCUGUGAAGAAUUUUACAGAAGUUGCUGCUAGCUUUCAUGAUAGACUGCAACAAAUAGAUUUCAAUAAUCUGCUUGCUGUCAGAUCACUAAAUGAUCAGCUCAUGUUUCUAGAAAGGGCUUUCAUCGACCCUCUUGGAUUACCUGGCAGGCCAUUCUAUAGACAUGUUAUCUUUGCUCCAAGCAGCCACAACAAAUAUGCAGGAGAAUCCUUCCCAGGAAUCUAUGAUGCCAUGUUUGAUAUUGAAAGCAAAGCUGAUCAACGUGAAGCCUGGGAAGAAGUGAAGAGGCAGAUUUCCAUUGCAGCAUUCACUGUGCAGGCAGCAGCAGACACACUGAAGGAAGUAGCAUAAAUAUGAACAAUACAGUCAUCAGCGAAGACUAAACAUGACAGUUUGCAGAAGUCUGAAAAAUUGAGCACUUGAAAACACUAGGACGAUUAUGAUAAAGAACAAAAAAUCAAAAAAACUGGGUCUUUGCAAAUAAUAUAACCAAGUUGAAUACAUUUAGUAAUGUUAACAAGAUAAUGUCCUCCAUUCUGAGAGGUCAGGAUUUAGAUGUCUUCUGAAUUGAGACUGAUAAUGUUUCAGGUUUUCUCCCGGCUUUGUAUUGUAAGAAUUGCUAACCACUCAAUUUAUUUUCGGAGUUUUGAAUUUUUCUAGCUUGAUUAUUAUAGUGAUCUCCAUAGUUCUUCAGGAAAACAGAAUUCAUUUCAUGUUUCUAUCAGUUACUAAUGUUGUUGUUGCCUUUUUGUUACUUACUCUGGGAUUGCAUAAUUAUACCUCAAGACAGACCUCUCAGCUCUCCUUUUCCACAAAGAUUGAGAUGGACAUGGAGAUGGGAAAGCUGUCACAUACCAUGUGCAGGAUCUAUAAUAAUCAUAAGAAGUUUUGGGCAGCCAGCCCAGAAUACUCAUCCAUGACAUUCUUUUCCUCACAUGCUGAACCUUGCAGCUGUUUGCAAAUAAAUUUAAGCAAGAAGAUUUUAGUUACUUGAAUAAAAACAAGGCAGUACAUCUUGUCAGACAUGUAGUCAUCUCACAAAAUGUCUUUUAAGAUGAAGACCCUAUUGUUAUUCUUUUAACCAAAAUCUACCCUUGCUAUGCCUUGUCUCUAUAGAGGUGUUUUUAAUAUGAAGACAGAAUCAAAGAAAACUCAUCAUGUCCUUAGUUUAAAAGGAUACCAAAUCAUUUCCAUUUUUGUAGCAUCUGUAUAUCUGAUGGUGAUGUGCUGCUUACUCUUAUGACGGACCACGAGACGACCAAGAUCAGACAGAGAAGACUCAGAAAAUCAGAUCCCUUUGCCACUGGACUUUUACUAACCUCUUAUACAGCUAAUACUUUGUGUGAUUUCAUGUGUCAUAUUAGCUGAGACCUCUACCAUGUCUAAAACUACUGGCCUGUGAUCUGAUGGUUUUCAGUACUAUGGCAUAUUGAUUUCUUUUCCAUGAGGCUUCAUUUAAUCCUAAAUAUUUCUGCACUUCACAUUAAAACCUUUUAGACAAAUUGCUGUAAUUAAGUCAUUAUUUUGCUUAACUGUUGGUCUUUCUGAUAAAAUAAUCUAGUUUAUCAGAUAAUGGGAAAUGCACUUAUAUCCAUAGUUAUUGCCCAGUUAUUUUCACAUUUUUUAUGAAACUGAUUGGAAUAAAAUGAUGGAGAUGUCUUCCCACAAAUCAGCACUGAUGGGAAACAUUGCUGACUCUGUUUUUUCACUUCUGGCUGCUCCACUCCCCCACUUUUACCAGUGGAGAAUUCGUUAUGACUGUCUAUAAUCCACCUCUGAAAAAAAUUAGCCAGGUUAGUUUAGUUAUCUUACCCUAGACGAUUUUGUCUGCAACAGUCAGGACACUGAUAAGCCAAAUCCACCAUGCAGAGAGGAGCAGGAAUAAACAGCUCCUGUUGAGCAGGUGGAUGCAGUAACAGUAUUUUUCUAUUGCAGAGGAGGAUGAACUGAAAUGCCAAACUCCAAAAUUGUGGAGAUCUUUCCCUAUGUGACCUGUAUGCUGCUUCAGCAACUUUUUCUUUCAGUCCAGAACACAUAAUUUUUUAAUCUCUGGCCAUAGCAUUAUUUCAUUUAAGUUUAAUUACAGCCCUUUUUAGAAAUAGUUAGCAAAUAAUACACAAUGUCCUGGCCCCGGAUCACACAAAGGACAGAAGUAGUUACACUCUUUAACUACAGCAACGUCCAUUAAAAAAAAACCUGUUGCCUGUUCCCUAAUCACUGCAGGGAACAGGAUACAGGAAAAGAAAUUUUCUCUCUCCUAAUGACUAGAAGCUGGAGACACAGGCUUCUGUGAACCUCAUGAAGUUCAACAGGGCUGAGUGCCAGGUGCUGCCCCUGGGUCAGGGAAAUUGCAAGCACAAAUCCAGGCUGGGCAGAGAAUAGAUGGAAACUAGCCCUAAGGAGAAAGACUUGGAGGUGUUUGUGCAUGAGAAGCUCAUCGUGACCUGGCAAAGUGCACUUGUGGUCCAGAAAGCCAGCUGCAUCCUGGGCUUCGCCAAGAGAAGUGUGGCCAUCAGCUUGAGGGAGGGGAUUCUGGUCUGCCCCACCUGCAGUGCUGUGUCCAGCUCAGGGCCCCAGUGUAAGGAAGGCAGGCCUCUGCAAGGAAUCUAGAGAAGGACCAUUAAAUCCAGGCCUGGAGCACCUCUGCUGUGGAGACAGGCUGAGAGAGCUGGGGCUGUUCAGCCUGGAGAAAAGAAAGCUCCGUGGAGACUUCACAGCACUUUCCAGUACCUAAAGCACCUAAAGAAGGCUGGAGGGGGACUUUUUAUAAGGACAUGUGCAACAGGACAAGGAGGAAUGGCCUUAAGGUGAAGUGCACAGUCCUUGUGUUCAGUGCACAAUCCUUUACACUCUCAGCCUCACUGGGUACAUUCUCUUGUGGAAGAAAGGGUCAAAGUUUGCAAGCUGCACUUGUCAGCUGCCAGAAAUGUAAGCUUUUAUUUAGAAUCUGAUAAUGGUCCCCUGAAGCUCCAGAUAAGAAAGACUCAGACUCAAAGAAUCAACAUCUACUACCGUUGUAAUCUGAUAGAAAGACUGCAGAGGCCGUGAGAGAGUUCAGGGGACUGUGCAACUGGCAGAGUCAGAAGGAAACUACUGAUGUGAAGUUUCAGUGAGCAUUCCCCUGUUGCCAUUUUUCCUGCUAGAGCUGUCUUUCCCACAGAUCAGGGUCCCUCGAUCUCUCAAGCCACAAGUUCAACCUUUAGCCAGGCAGUAGGUCAAACAAAACAACAGCAGUGUAUCUUUGUUGCUGCAGAUAUUAACCUUUAGAGCCCAGUUACUGAGCAGCUACAACCUACAGUUUACAAGCCCUGGCAUUCGUUCUGUGUUUCAUGUACCAUGACUGGCUUUACUAAUUGGCUGAAUAGCAGAAUUAUGCAUUCAAUACACAAAUGCAUGCUAGUUUUGCAUUUGGCAUAUGUGUACUUGCCAAAUAUUUUUGAGCUUUUGUGUUUACCAGGGAUUUAUGUGUUUUUAGUGAGUAGAGUCUGUGUAGCUACCUGCAAGUGGUCCUAGCUUCAGCUGAACCUCACUCUUGUUUUCACUGUCAGAAUGAGCAAUUCUCAUUACUCCUGAACUCAGCAUGAGGCAUAUGCAGUAACUAAUAAUUUUCAUGAUAAUUCUAAAAGUGAUACUAAUUAAAAGAAGUACUGUGUGUUCAGUUUAUGGUUUGGACCCUUUUCCUCACCUGCACUAAGAAAAUGAGUUCUUUUACCUUGUAAUCUUUUCACAGUUUGUUUUGCAUAAUUUCUCUGACUUCUUUGGGUUGGUCUUAUCUCCUUUUAGCCUCAAACUUUUGAUUAAACUUACACUGAAGUGGGUGUUUUCAAAUCAGCUAUUAUCAGCAAUGCACUUGUAGAGGUAUCUCACACUGGUAAUAUCUUAGUUCUAGCUGGAGAAGCCCCAUGUGAAAUAACAGGGCGAUGAAUGUGGCUUUGAUAUUGCCAGGAAAGGACUCAAAGGAAGAUGAGUAUUUUGGGCUGCUGAUCAUCUCAAGAGCUCUAGGGUCUCUCCUUGGGUAUGAAAUGAGAUGAUCAGUAACAAGUAAGAGUGAGAUGGUUGCAAUGUGGGAGGUGUCUUAAUUUUUGGCUUUGUUUUUCACUAGCCAAGUCUCUUUUAAUUUGUAAUAAAUUUCUUUUCCCUGAGUGGAAUGUGUUUUGCUAAUGAUGUUAAUCAGCAAGUGAUUUGUGUUCAUUUCAACCCAUGAGCUUUUUAAUCUUAUUUCCUGCCUCAGUCUUAUUGAGGAGGGCAUGUGAUUGAAGGCAGAUUUACACUGGAUGUUAUGCUUGCAUUUAGUUGUAACAUAAUAUACUCCACCUGUGGCUAAUCCAUGGCAUGUAAGAACAUGUCACAACUAAUAACUAAUAGCAAUAGGGCUGUAUUUUAAGUGGUAGAAGCCAUUUAGCUGCUGCUUGUUGUUCAACCUCAGCAUUGCUAAUGCCCUUGUCACUUUAAAAAGACGUUCACAUAGAAAUAAAUGCAUUUCAUACAUUC